This is a messenger RNA of [Torrubiella] hemipterigena, 1377 nucleotides long. The record is from the annotation of a GenBank genome assembly. Lineage: Eukaryota; Fungi; Ascomycota; Sordariomycetes; Hypocreales; Clavicipitaceae.
AUGAAGACAAAAGAGGAUGCAUCAACUGCCGGCGCGCCGGCUAUGCAUAUUCUCAGCUUUCGGCCUCAGAAAGGCACACUCCAAGAACGGCGUUACCGACGACAGACCGCUCACCAGAAAUCUCGAAAUGGGUGUCUUCGAUGUAAAGCGAGGCGCGUAAAGUGUGAUGAAGCUAAGCCACGCUGCGCUCGAUGCCUCAAGACGAAGACUCAUUGCGAGUAUAGCCCAGCAGUUGAGAAGCCUAGCAUUGACCAAAGCAUACCUUUAAUACUCCUUCAGAAUCAUUCCCCGGGUAUCGAGACACAUGUUCUGAUUCGUCAGUUUCAUAUUGUUUUCCCUCAAUUGACACGAGGAACCGCCAACACGAGCUCGGUACUCGCAUUCGCCUUGCAGGAUCACCACACCUUCUUGCUUAGGGCUGCGCUGGCUGUUUCUGCAUCUCAUCUUCGUUACCAUUCUAUGAGCAAGAAUAAAUAUCGAGCGUCUGAAAACUGGCAGCAGAUGCAAGCCAUCACCGGUUUCAAUACAGCCUUAACAACGGCAAAGCUCAAUCAAAGCCUCGCGGAUGCACUUGUUCUAACAAGCGUGUUGAUCAAUGUUCUCACAUUUUCUUGUGUAGAAGACUACAAUAAUAUUCGUUCAAGUUGGCUAUUCGCAGGCAAUGCGCAACUGUCUUGGUUCUCUGUCAACCUUGGGCUCAAGGCCCUGAUACAGCGCACGACAGAAUACCAACAACACUCAAUAUUAGAAUGGAUGUACACAUCAUCGGACGACGAAAGCUGUACUUUUUAUGGUACAAAUGAGCAUUUAGAUAUAAUACCUGACCACUGGAAAGAGUUCUUGGGCUUGGAAUACUCUAGUAGAUCGGCCAUUCUCAGCGAACCCGCGAGGUUUUUGGCUGCUAUACGAACCAUCGAGCCUACACCUGAAUCUCAUCCCCUAUAUCUCAACUUCAUGGGCUCUAUUGACACAAAUUUUCAAUUUCGCAAUCUACUUCUUAGAAGGGAUUCGCGUGCCGUAUGGCUACUCGGGUAUUGGAUGGGUCUACUCUGUCGGCUUGACUGUUGGUGGACGGAAGGGCGAGCGCGUUUGGAGUGGCAAGCUACUUGUGUUUGGAUGCAGCUUCAGCUGACGAGUCUUGAUCAAAGUUGCGAUCGACCUCUGUGCUCUAGAAUGAUGGAUGAACUACACGCAGCCAAUGUUUGGGACAUUGGACUUGGGUAGACAGUAUAGGAACCCAGUCUCAAGCCUCUAUGGCCAUUCCACGCUGAUCGAGAUUGAAUAUAUUCAUAUGAUAAUAUUCUGUGGUUAAUCAGUUUAUCCGCCCAGGGCAACCAUACUGAGGUAAACCCCCCAAAGAACUCCAACAAUACAGCC